CAGACCCCGUCCACAUCUUCACAGCCAUGUGUGGAAUCUCCUGUCUGUUGAGUCUGUCGCCCGCUUGCUGUGAGUGGGACACGAGGGUUUACGAACAUUUGAAGAGGAGGGGGCCUGACUGUAGCCAUGACAUCACCGUCACCAGCAGCAGUCCUUUUUACCAGUGUUUAUUCUCCGCCCACGUCCUCCACAUGCGGGGUGUCCUCACCCCCCAGCCUCUUCAGGACAGCACGGGAAACAUACUCAUGUGGAAUGGGGAGAUUUUUGGGGGUCUGCCAGUGACGGCCACAGAAAACGACACAGUGGUUUUACUUCAGAGGCUGUCGACCUGCGGCAGCGCCUCGGGUAUCCUGUCUGUUCUGUCCAGUGUGCGGGGGCCGUGGGGGUUCGUUUACUACCAAAAGGCUGCAGAGUAUCUGUGGUUCGGACGAGAUUUCUUUGGAAGACGUAGUCUGCUGUGGAAGUUUGAGGCGGGGAUUUUAACGCUCACAUCUGUCGCUGCCAACUUGUGUCAAAGUGAUGAGUCAGUCUGGCACGAGGUCCCGGCUGUGGGGGUGUACGGGGUAGAUCUGAGGGCAGCGUCUCGGGCGGACCGGCUGACGUUUGAGGUUUAUCCCUGGACCUGUACGGGAGCAGACGACCUUCCUAAGGUCGAUACGAUAUCUGAGUCUGUUCCCAACGGCUGUACUGUCGUAGUGAACCAAUCAGGACUGUCGCUCACCUCCCCUGUGUGUCGCCUCAAUGUGGCGCUGCCAGAGCUCAUAAAUCACUCCCAGCCGCCGGUCGAUGAUCUGGACCAUCUGCUGACCAACACGGAGGUCAUGGAUGAUGUCGACAGUCUUGUCCACGUCCUGAGUCAAGCAGUGAGGCGGCGGGUCCAGGCUCUGCCUCUGGUACCAGAUGGUGAUGACGACCGGGCCAGUGUGGCCAUACUCUUCUCUGGAGGCAUUGAUUCUAUGAUCCUGGCGGUCCUGGCUGACCGUCACAUCCCUGCAGAGAAACCAAUCGAUCUGCUCAACGUCGCAUUCAAACUGCAGGAGAAAAAGAAGCAGAAACAGUCGGUGAAAAAUUCUAAAAAGAAGCCAGUGACUGCUGAGGCUGAUGUCACUGAUCCAGGAACGUUCAGACCCUUCGACGUUCCCGAUAGAAUCACUGGGAAAGCAGGCAUGAAGGAAUUACAGCAAAUAAGUCCAGAAAGAAGAUGGAACUUUGUUGAAAUCAAUGUAACACCGGAGGAACUGAAGACGCUGCGGGGGGAGCGCAUCACCCACCUGGUGUGGCCUCUGGACACGGUGCUGGACGACAGCAUUGGAUGUGCUGUGUGGUUCGCAUCCAGGGGGUCAGGGGUCAUCAUGGAGGGCGGCGAGACGCGGCCUUUCUCAUCCUCAGCCAAGGUGAUUUUGACAGGGAUCGGAGCAGAUGAGCAGCUGGCAGGUUACUCCAGACACAGGGUCCGUUUUAAGACGUCUGGCCACCAGGGUCUGAUCCAGGAGCUGGACAUGGAGCUGGGCAGGAUCUCCUCCAGGAAUCUGGGCAGGGAUGACCGGGUGAUCAGUGACCACGGCAAGGAAGCCAGAUUUCCGUACCUGGACGAGGACGUGGUGAGUCACCUGAACUCCCUGCCCGUGUGGAAGAAGGCAGAUCUGUCGCUCCCUCGCGGCGUCGGGGAUAAACUCCUGCUCAGGUUGUUGGGGAGGCGGCUAGGCCUGGCUGAGUCCGCAGUCCUGCCCAAGCGGGCCAUGCAGUUUGGCUCCCGCAUCGCAAAGAUGGAGGACGGCAGAGAAAAGGCCUCGGACAAAUGCACGCGGCUCCUGACUGGUUAGACAGACCUGCAGCUAAGAGGCCUGGUUCUGGUCCAGACCUUGGUACUGGUCAGGAGCCAAGGGUGGUUAAGACCUCUGAUCUACACCAUGUAGGACUUGACGUCUUGAAGGUUUUCUCUGAAGUACCGAUCACAUUCUAUGUAGGAAGUCAAGUUUCCAACAUCAAAACGCCCAGAAAUCUGAUGGACGUAAACUGGAUUCCUGAAAACAAACAAAUGAAUCUGUGACAUGAAGAAUCGUUAACCAUCGUUAAUCUGUCACUGUAACCUGGAUCGCCCAGAAUCACCUUGGAAUGAGCCACGACACAAAGUUUCCCGGUGCGUCCCUCUGUUCAAUCGGAGCUUCCUAUGGGGGGGGGUGAUGGUGUUACUCAAACAUUCUGUUCAGUCAAAAGUUUCUCAUGUGGAAAAAUAAAAACUCUCUAAUCGU
Molecule: messenger RNA, 2252 nt
Organism: Cynoglossus semilaevis (tongue sole)
Lineage: Eukaryota; Metazoa; Chordata; Actinopteri; Pleuronectiformes; Cynoglossidae
Gene: asnsd1
Product: asparagine synthetase domain containing 1
Exons: 4
Coding region: 27-1823 (598 amino acids)
Molecular function (GO): asparagine synthase (glutamine-hydrolyzing) activity
Source: RefSeq, a predicted model, not a curated record